CAUACGUGGAUGGUAUAAGAGAAAAUGGGAAUAUGAACAUAAAUAAUUUGCACAGCAUAUCAAACAGAGUGCAAACUAAACGGAAUCCAGUCUAUCCUUGAGCAGUUUAUCUGUUCUCAUCUUUGAGAAAAGUUGCAGACGCAACAUGUCCCUCUCUAAGUGGUCUUCAGCCGACUCCUGUACUAACAAAAAAUAUUAUCAUGAUGUUUUCUUGAGCUUUCGUGGCGAGGACACUAGAGGUUUUGCUGUUCAAUUACAUUCUGCUCUUGUUAAAGUGGGCAUUGCUACCUUCUUAGACAGUAAAAGCUUGGAGAAGGGUGAAUAUAUCUCCCCUUCUUUGAAGCGAGGCAUUUCGUCAAGUAGAAUCGGUAUUCCUAUUUUCUCCAAAAGAUUCGCAGAUUCGAAAUGGUGCCUGAAGGAAGUAGGGUUUAUGGAAGAGUGUGGGAAAAGAAUCAUACCUCUGUUUCACAACGUUUCUCCUUCGGACGUUCGUAACCCGGAUGGAGGCAUAUAUGCAAAAGACUUCGAGGAACAUGAAAGUCUGAAAACCUUCAAGCCUGAAGAAAUCACUAAAUUGAAAAGCGCAUUACAGCGUAUUGGCCGUAUACCUGGCUGGUCACUCGAUCAAAUUUCCGGGGAGGAAAUUUUGAUUAAAGAAGUUCUGGAGAAAAUUGUGAACAUCUUACUUUCAGAGAAGGGCUGUCCGGACAUUCCAACAUGCUUUGGUUUAGACUGGCAAGUGAAGCACCUCUUGAGAUUACUAAACAGAGCAGAUCGUCAGAAGGAGGUUGUGAAAGUGGGUAUACAUGGGAUGGGCGGGAUGGGCAAAACAACCCUCGCCAAGGUUGUUUACAAUCGACUCCUGUACUCUCGGUUUGGAUUGCAUUAUUUUGUACUGCGUGUUGGUGAAAGAUGUGACGAAAAAAAUGGGCUUGUAAAGAUGCAGACCCAGAUGCUCGAAGAUAUCUCACCAUUCAGAGGCGAAAUAGAUCAUGUUGAUAGAGGUAAAGCUCUCUUGCAACACUUUCUCAAGGGUAAGAAAAUUCUCCUCCUGCUGGAUGAUAUUCAAAGUUCCGAGCAGCUAGAAGCUCUGGGGGGGAAUUUCACUGACUUAGGGGAAGGUAGUUGUUUGCUUAUUACAACGCAGAAUCAACAAAUUCUAAAAUUGGCCAAAGUUGACGAAACUCACGAGGUGAGGGGGCUUCCUCAAGAACAUGCCAUGGAGUUAUUCAAAUUCCAUGCGUUGCCUAACCCCUGUUGUCUAGAUCGAGAGUUACAAACCCUAGGCAACACUAUAGUUAGUGCCUGUGAAGGCCUUCCUCUUGCCCUCCAACUUCUUGGGAAAACCCUGGCUGGUGUGGCCGAUAGAAAUGUUUGGAAAGGCAUGGCAGACAAGUUAAAGUGUGAGCCCAAUAUGCAAAAGAUACUUAGAGCCUCCUACGAUACCCUUGAUUCCUUUGAGAAGGAAAUGUUUCUGGAUACUGCUUGUUUUCUUACAGGGACAGACAAAGAAAUUGCUACGAUCUUUUGGGCAGAACUGUAUCGGAGUUGUCACGCUUCUCUCAGAAAUCUCUUGCAAAAGUCCUUGGUAAACUUGGGCCCUGGUAAUGAAUUGUUGAUCCAUGGCUGCCUCAAAGACUUGGCAAGAAAUUUGGCAAAUGAAAUGAAUUCCCAGCCCCGCAAACGAACAAGACUAUUCGAUCAGGACGCAGUGCAGGAUGUUUUACAUCGACCCUUGGAGAAGGCCAAGAAGGUGUGUUAUCUUGGCUACGAGCCCAAGGAGAGGAAGACAAUGGAGGCAGACAUGUUCAUCCAACUGUACAACUUGAGACUGCUCUGGCUUUCAGAUGUUGUGAUAAAGGGACACUUUCCUGAGGCAUGCUACUUUGACGAAUUGAGAUGGCUAAGAUUGACGAGAUGUUCAUCAAGACGGCUACCUCCGGGAAUGAACCUCAACAAGCUUGUUAUUCUGGAGGUGAUUUGUAGCCAGAUAACUCAUCUCUGCGACGAAAAAGCAGAAGAACACCCAAACAUACAACAUGGAAAACUUAAAGUGCUUAAUUUGAGUGGAUGCGUAUCCCUAGAGGAACUUCCUGCUACUCUAAUCUAUACCCAGUUGCAGAUCCUGGACUUGCAUAAUUGUCAUUCGCUCAGAAGUCUGCCCAUUACGGUGGGAACCCAGUUGCGGAUCCUGGACUUGCAUAAUUGUCAUUCACUCAGAAGCCUCCCCGAUACGGUGGGAAGCUUCCGUAGCUUAGUUUCUCUCAACAUGAAAGGCUCUGGUGUUUCUUGUUUGCCUGAGGAUUUCGAUAUGCUUUCAAGUCUGGAAGAAUUGGAUCUGUCUUGGUGUAAGAAUUUGCACAAUCUUCCAGCUAAUUUUGGCAAUCUGACUCGGUUGGAAAGAUUAGAAAUUCAUCACAAUCCUAAGCUUAGAGAGCUACCAGAUACCAUUGGCGGCCUAAAAGCUUUGGCGUAUCUGGAUGCCGGCUACUGCCAACUGUGUGAUGAUGGACUCCCAGACGGAACAUUCGAAUUGUCUUCAUUAAGAGUAAUCCAUCUCGAGCAAAACGGAUUUUGCAGUCUCCCGAGCGGCUUAGAAAAGUUAAGUGCACUUUGGGAGCUGCAUUUGGAUGGGUGCAGCAAGCUUUCCAACUUGCCAGCGGUCCCGUCAUCUUUGGAGAUGCUCUACGCCCGCGACUGCGCUCGUCUCGACAAUUUACCCUGCUUGUCCGGAUUGACGAGUCUCAUUCGAUUAGACGUCAGCAAAUCACGUCAUCUGGUGACGCUAGCCGGGUUAGAUUCUUUGCAAGGAUUAACCACGUUAAGGUUAAUGGGGUGUCAGAAUAUGUCCACCGACACACUGGCAAACUGUUUCCAGGGUCUCAAAUCUUUGGAGAGUGUUUUCUUUGGCGGGCCUGGCGUCUCCAGAUUUCAACUCCAAUCUUUCUAUGAUUCCCUCCAGUAUUUGCAGGCCAUCUCUUUCCAAACCCAAUGUCUAAUUUCAAGUCAAGUGAUCAAACCAACCUGGCAUCAUGCCGAAGCAAAUGGACAGAAAGGGGAGAAAGACAAUUGUCUUGAAUUAUGUGCAGAUCAGAAUGAGAUUAAAUAUUGUGCAGGAUAUAUUGUCUGUUGCCUUUCCCUGGGCCAAGUCUUUAAUCAGGAAGGUACGAACAGACUGUGCUGCGGAAUUAACAGGAAGCACGAUUUAGGGCCACGCAAAGUGAUCCAUCCAGACAUAGGUUAUGGAGGGGAAGAUGUGUUGGAAAUACGCGUUGUUCGAGUAGAGAGUAAUUUAAACUUCAAAUGGCUGAGAAUGGGAGAUAGACUGACCGUGAAUGCAUGUUCUGAUCAUCAGCAAUGGAAGGCAUGUUUCAAAUUUUUGAUGUACGAAGAAGCUGAUGCAACUUAUCCUCCUGCAGAAGAAGAAUGGAUCCCUACUAAAAUAACAUUUGGUGUGUGAAACAAUUCUGUUUAAAUGAGCUAUAUAAUGUUUGAUACCCUUAAUGGAAGGGAACUCUGCUUUAAAUGUAUAUUAUGUUUGUUUGAAGGCCAAAGUCAAAAGAAUGUAUUGAUUACAUAAAUAUAUAAUUUUUCUUAGAAUAAAAAUAAUCAACACUGACCACUUUUUACGACUC
Molecule: messenger RNA, 3635 nt
Organism: Cryptomeria japonica (Japanese cedar)
Lineage: Eukaryota; Viridiplantae; Streptophyta; Pinopsida; Cupressales; Cupressaceae
Product: disease resistance protein RUN1
Exons: 5
Coding region: 146-3460 (1104 amino acids)
Biological process (GO): defense response; signal transduction
Molecular function (GO): protein binding; ADP binding
Source: RefSeq, a predicted model, not a curated record